AUGAGCACUCUUCAGAUCGUGGAUGUCCGAUUCCAUGACAAGCCGUCUCCGGAUUCCACUGGUUCCGAUGCUAGCAUCCAGGCGCAGAUCAUCAGAGGACUAAUGGCUCCCGCGGAUGAGAAGACCUUGCCCACCGUGAUUCUCUAUGAUGAGCGCGGAUUGAGGUUAUACGACAAUAUCACCACUAAAGCUCCGGAAUAUUAUCUGUUUGGCGCAGAGGAGCAAAUUCUCCAAGACCACGCGGGCCAAAUCGUGGAUGUUAUGCACCAGCAUACUGGAGGCGUUAUUUCAGGGGAGGUCAUACUUGAGCUCGGCGCUGGCGCACUACGGAAGACUUCCCAUAUCCUACACGCGCUUGCCAAUCUCGUUCCUAUCGCCCCACCUGUUGCCCCCAUAACAUACUACGCUCUUGAUCUUGAAGAACGUGAACUCAACCGUACUUUGAUGGGGCUCCGCGAGUCUGCAGUUGGUUCCAUGCUUGUCGGAAAGGUCGAGGCGAAGGGGAUGCUUGGAACAUACGAUACCGGGAUCAAAUUCAUUGAGGAAGGUGGUCUUCAAGAAUCUGCCGUUGCGGAUGGCGCGUUGCCACUCUCCUUGGAGUGUUACAAACUCGAUAGUACUCGCAGGGACUCCUCUCCAACCUCGACGCGCUCUUCUUUUCCCGAUUCGUCAGACACUGAGAUGACAUCUCCGUCUACACCAGGCGGUUUUCAACUUCCCUUACACUUGCUCUUCCUUGGCUCCUCGCUAGGCAAUUUCAAGCGCGGAGAAGACGCUGAGUUUCUGCGUGCGUUGCCAUUGGAGCCCGGCAAGGAUACCCUUCUUCUCGGCUUAGAUCAUGAUAAUGGUCGCGAUGAGAUUGAACUGGCGUACAAUGAUCCUCAGGGUCAUACUCGAGAUUUCAUAUUAAACGGUUUGAAAGUCGCCGGGAGGGCACUCGGAGAUGAAUCCAUGUUCGCGGAAGAGAAUUGGGAAUAUGUGAAUACCUACAACGAAGCCAAACGUCGUCAUGAAGCGUACUAUAGAUGCAUUCAGACGCAUGAUAUCAACCCCCCGAUGGCGUCCAAGCCAAUCCAAUUUUUGAAGGGUGAACUUGUCAACAUGGAAAUCUCGCACAAAUUCUCGGAAAGUGAUGCAUACACGCUAUUCACUGAGGCCAAUCUGCGGCCUAUCCAGCGAUGGACGGAUAACACGGGACGCUAUUCGCUUUGGCUCUUAGAACGUCCGGCAUUCGUAUUUCCGUUGCUUGACUCGCCCUCGGUGGUGUCUGGCCACACUACCAAGUUCGGCAUUCCCUCAAUAGAAGACUGGAGCAAAUUGUGGACUGUUUGGGACUUCAUCACGUUGCGGAUGAUACCUCCUGCGAUGCUUCUUCAGAAGCCAAUUGAUUUGAGACAUAUAUGUCUGUUCUAUCUUGGUCACAUCCCAACCUUUCUUGACAUCCAUUUAUCUCGUCUACUUGACGAACCUCAUACCGAUCCUCAGGAAUUCAUGCACAUCUUUGAGAGAGGCAUUGACCCAAAAGUUGAUGACCCGACCCAAUGCCAUCCUCAUUCAGUGGUUCCCACGAAAGACGAGGAUUGGCCCUCACUUCACAGCAUUUUGAACUUCCAAAGUUGUGUCAGGGAGCGCGUUAGGAAGCUUUACAGCGAUAUUGCUGAAGGCAAGAUUCCCUUGACUAGGAAGGUGGCUCGUGUCUUGUUCAUGACGUUCGAGCAUGAAGGUUUGCAUGCCGAGACGCUCUUGUAUAUGCUACUCCAGCGCGCAGGGACAGGAACGAUUCCCCCACUCGAUUUUUCUCCCCCUCACUGGGAGUCUCUCACAGCGCAGUGGCAAGCAGCACCCAAGCCAGUCGCACCAGCCGUUGAGAUAGGCCCUUCAACUGUUACGCUUGGAAUUGACGACAUUGAAGAAGAAGAUACCGACCCUGCGAAACGCUAUGACGUCGCUGGUCAUACCUUUGGGUGGGAUAAUGAGAGCCCAAGUAGACUGGUCGAAGUCAAAGCGUUCCGCAUUGAAUGGCGGCCGGUGACCAAUGGGGAAUUUUACGAGUUUUACAAGGGGGCUGGGCAAGGUAAAGUCAAAUUCCCCGCGAGUUGGGAAGAUCAUAAUGGAGACAUCCGUGUGCGGACACUAUACGGUCCAAUUCCCAUCAAGAUCGCCUGGGAUUGGCCGGUCCUUACUUGCUACGAUAAUCUUUCAGUGUAUGCGAGUGUCAAAGGCGGACGCAUCCCGACUGAACCGGAACUGAGAGUCUUCCUCGACGAAUUCUCUUCUGGGUACGCAGGGGGCACUAACGUCGGAUUUAGGAACUGGUAUCCCGUUCCUGCCACUACCGGCGGAUCCAAGCAUGGUGGGAAGGGACACAAUGGAGGGGUGUGGGAGUGGACUUCUACUGUCCUUGACAGAUAUGAUGGCUACGUACCAUCGACGUUGUAUCCGGGGUAUUCUUCUGAUUUCUUCGACCAGUCUCAUCAAGUGGUGAUCGGGGGAUCAUACGCGACCAUUCCCCGUAUUGCCGAAAGGAGGAGCGUACGCAAUUGGUACCAACGCAACUACCCCUACUCUUGGACGGGCGCAAGAGUUGCUUACGACGUGUGAG
Messenger RNA from Suillus paluster, 2602 nucleotides. RefSeq lists its product as uncharacterized. Bases 1 to 2601 code for a protein of 866 amino acids. The transcript has 12 exons. NCBI's taxonomy places the organism in Eukaryota, Fungi, Basidiomycota, Agaricomycetes, Boletales, Suillaceae. The record is from RefSeq and is a predicted model, not a curated record.